Penicillium nucicola is the source of this 1275-nucleotide messenger RNA. RefSeq names its product NADH:flavin oxidoreductase/NADH oxidase family protein. NCBI's taxonomy places the organism in Eukaryota, Fungi, Ascomycota, Eurotiomycetes, Eurotiales, Aspergillaceae. Gene Ontology annotation, molecular function: oxidoreductase activity; FMN binding. The record is from RefSeq and is a predicted model, not a curated record. Bases 1 to 1275 code for a protein of 424 amino acids. The transcript is spliced from 6 exons.
AUGCCGUCCCCUCUUGCAGACCCCGUCAAGCUGCCAUGUGGACUUGUUUUACCAAACAGAUUGAGCAAGGCCGCCAUGGCCGAGCUCAUGGCUAAGAAGAAUCAACCCACAGACCCCCUCCUCGACGCCUACACUCAAUGGUCCGAAGGUGGAUGGGGUAGCAUCCUAACAGGAAACGUACAGGUAGACGUAAACCACAUGGGCAGCCCCUUCGACCCAGCUCUACACGCCGAAUACAAAGGCCCAGAAAGCAACAGCAGCCUAGUAUCGGAAUGGAAGAAAUACGCAGACGCAACCCAGAAACACGGCACACCGGCGAUAGUGCAAAUCUGCCACCCAGGACGCCAGUCGUUCCGCGUGGCCGGUUACCGUGGUAUGUUCGCGCCGACUCUAGCGCCGUCUGCGGUGCCUAUUAAGGUUGGCGAUGGUUUGCUUGAGAGGAUGGUUAGCUGUCUUGCUUGGUCGCAGCCUAAGGAGAUGACCCACGCCGAUAUCGAGCGUGUCAUCAGGCAAUUCGUUGACACGGCUCGGCUCAUGGCUGAUGCUGGGUUUUCUGGGGUUGAGCUGCAUGGUGCGCAUGGAUAUCUGAUUGAUCAAUUCCUCAACAGCAAAACCAACCUCCGAACAGACGCCUACGGUGGCACGCCCUCCAAGCGCGCCAGAUUCGUCCUCGACAUCCUGACCGAAACCCGCAAAGUCGUCCCCUCGACCUUCUGCAUCGGCAUAAAACUAAACUCAGCCGACCACAGCUCCGCCAGCUUCGAAGAAACAAUGACUCAAAUCGCCCUGCUAGCCGAAGCCGGCAUCGACUUUAUGGAAAUCAGCGGCGGAAGCUACGAAGAUCCCAAGAUGAUGGGCUAUGCCAAAACAGACACAUCGGUAACUGAAAAGCCCAAAUCCGAACGCACGGCUGCGCGCGAGGCCUUCUUCCUUGAAUUCUCGAAGGAGGUCCGGAAGCGCCAUCCUGGUCUGGUGCUUAUGUUGACUGGUGGGUUCCGGACACGGGCUGGUGCCGAGUCGGCUAUUCUCGAUGGGGCUUGUGAUCUUGUUGGCAUUGGAAGGCCUGCGGCUAUUGAUCCGAAGUUCCCGUUGCUUUUGUUGGAUGAGAGUGUUGCUGAGGGGGAUGCUGUGCUGCCUUUGAAUAAGGCGCCUGUUCCUUGGUAUACGCGCUUUUUGCCGCUGCAUCUUGUUGGGGCUGGGGCUGAGAGUACUUAUUACGCUGGUCAGAUUCAGCGCUUGGCUAAGGGUAUUGCUACUAUGGUGCCGCCCUUGUGA